AUGUCUGUCAAAUCUAGUGCCACUUUAUUCACCACCACCGGACCCAAUCCCAUUGAUUUGAUCCAUGUCAAUUCUACAACGUUGCCAGACCCUGUUGGUGAUCAAUUAUUGUUACGUGGAUUGGUAUCUUUUCUCAACCCAGCUGAUUUUGCAACAAUCCUAGGCACUUAUGGAACCAUUCCCAAGCCAACCACAUUGUAUUCCAAAGAUCCUGCUGCCAUUGUUGGAAACGAUGGCCUUUUUGAGGUAGUUGCAGUUGGGAAAGACGCAGCGUCCAAGUUUAAAAAGGGCGAUUGGGUCUUGCCCAACAUUGCGGCGUUUGGAACUUGGAGAAGUUAUGCUCUCGUGAAGGAAAGCUCAGUAACUUUGGCACCUAAAACAGAUGAUCCAAUUGUUUCUGCAGCUAUUUCCAUUAAUCCUACAACCGCAUACCAAAUGCUCAAGGCGUACGUUGAUCUUAAGCCUGGGGACUGGGUGGUCCAAAACGCUGCAAACUCGGCCGUAGGUAAGGCCGUCAUCCAACUAGCUCAUAUCUGGGGGAUUAAAACACUCAAUAUUGUUCGUGAUAGACCCAACAUUGGUGAGCUUGAAAAAGAACUCAAAAGUAUUGGAGCCACGGUUGUUAUCACUGAUAAGGAUGUGGCUGAUCCCAAGUUUGAUUCUGAAAAGUUGCCAAAGCUCAUAAACAAUGGCAAUGUGCGGCUCGGAUUUGAGUGUGUUGGUGGAGAGGAAGGUGCCUAUCCGUUGAAAUGUUUGUCUCAUGGUGGGACUCUUGUUAUUUAUGGGUCUAUGACAGGUAAGCCGGUGUCACUUGCUGUUGGUGGACUUAUUUUUAAAGACCUUACAAUCAGGAGUUAUUGGUUGACACCCCGACUUGAGUCGCAGCCUGAAUUUAAAGAAGAAGCAGUAAAGGCUAUUCUUGGGUAUAUCAAGUCAGGCAAAUUCAAAACAACUUCGGUACAGAAGCACAUUUUUAAAAUCAAUGGCACUGAAGCUGAACAGCUUGAAGCAGUUCGGGCUGCAUUCAAGGCUUAUUCCGCGGGUUUUGCUAAUAAAAAGCAAACUAUAGUGUUUGAGUAA
Molecule: messenger RNA, 1080 nt
Organism: Magnusiomyces paraingens
Lineage: Eukaryota; Fungi; Ascomycota; Dipodascomycetes; Dipodascales; Dipodascaceae
Exons: 1
Coding region: 1-1080 (359 amino acids)
Biological process (GO): fatty acid metabolic process
Cellular component (GO): mitochondrion
Molecular function (GO): trans-2-enoyl-CoA reductase (NADPH) activity
Source: RefSeq, a predicted model, not a curated record